GGGGGGGCACUUUCACAAGAGAGACUCACCAUCCAGAGGGAGCAGACCUUAAGAUCAACCGUACAUUUAUCAUGGAUAACCAUUCCUACAACUUCCCAUCUGACUGCACCCCCCUCACUAACUGCAAGUCGGCCCGUAAGCCGGCCGGAUCCACCGUGGUCAACAUGGGCAGCGUGGGGAAGAAUCCCCCCCGGGAUUAUCUGCUCUGGUCCCUCUGCAACACCUUCUAUGUCAACUUCUGCUGUUUGGGCUUCAUGGCUCUCAUCUACUCCAUCAAGGCUCGGGACCAGAAGACGCUGGGAAACCUGCAGCUGGCCCAGGAGUGCUCAGAUAAAGCCAAAUGGUACAACAUCCUGGCAGCCGGUUGGAACCUGCUGAUUCCUCUGCUGGCCGUCGUCCUCAUCGUCCUCCUGCUGGUCCACCUCGGCUCUUCUCAGGGUUCCUAUGAUUUCCUGGGAGAAGACGGCUUCCAAAACUUCCUGAAGCUGUUCAGCUGGUAGAGGAGGGCCAGACCCCCCCGCUGGAUGCAGAUGAUGAUGACGACAGACAUGAUAGAAAAGAUUUGUUCUGUGCAGAGAUGUUAAAACUUCUGCUCAGAUUCUGAAUUAUUGUGACGCUGAUUAUUUAUUUUAGGAUCUCUCUGCCAAAGCAAAGACGACAACAAGCCUUCAACACUAAUUCAGCAAAAACAUCCGAGUUGUUCCUAAAAUGAUUCGCAAAAAAAGGCGAAACCUUAAAACCUGUUGAUGCUUUACGCUGUGAACCAAAGGCAGAAAUGAAGGAAUAAAUAGAAACAUUAAAGGGAAAGAUUGAAUUUAUUGGAAGUAAGAAUGUUUGAAUUAUAAAAACCUGUAAUAAAGGAAGUGACGUCACAGUGAGUUUGAUAAAAAAAUAAAAUGAUCUUCAUCUAAGCUAACAGCUAGUAGCUGAUGACCAUUUAUGGCUGCUUCAGCGAAACAGAUGGAUGAAAAUAUGGAUUCCUGAGAGACGAAGCUUUCCAGGUAAAUUUCACUGAGCUCAGGACGCUUCUUAUCGCUUCAGCUCGGCUGCUUACGUCUUACCUUUGCAGGCAUAAGAAGCUCUUAUUGGUUCACUAUAGAUGUACGCUUUGUAGAUCUCAUAGCAGGUGAGGCAGACUCGGCUAAGAAAGCAGCCACUAACCUUUAAGGUGUAAAUGUGCAUUAAAACAGCAUUUUAGAGUUGAUCAAUAUUCUAGAGUCACUUUCUAUGUUGGUCAGAGGAGUGAGUUAGAAUCCUGCUAGUUAACUUUGCCUCAACAUCUCUGCAAAAUCACAUCUAUCUGCUGCACAAGGGGGGGGAUUAUUAUGACCAAACAAAACCUAAACUAAUUCCUCAGUCUAACUUUAAAUCCUGACAUGAACACAGGUGUGAAGUCCGCUUGAUUUUGGUAUUUAUUGUAUUUAUGUUACCUGGAAUUUGAUUGGUUGUUGGAAAUCAGGUUUGGAAGAACAGGAAUAAAAAAUAGCCAAAGUGUUUAAAGGCUAAAAUGAUGAGAAGCCAAUUAAUAAUAUUAGAUGUAUUUCAGCAUUUCUAACAUAACUUUAUAAAUCUCUUCUUUUUACUGUAUUUUAUCACGUUUUUGUGUUUAAAGUAUUUUUCUUUUGUAACUCCUUUUUUGUCGUCCUUUGAAAUAAAUGAAUCCAACUCUGUAGUAAAAUGGUGAAUCAGUAAAAGAAGAGAAAGAGAUUUUAUUUUUCUAACAGCAGCUGCUUCCCUCUGACGCCUCCUGUGGUUCUGGCUGCUGCUUCUAUAACGGGAUGAUUUGGGGUUUUCAGUGGCCUGACUGUGGGGUGGGUCUGCUUCCAGCUGUGUGUUUGGUCCACUAACAUCUAUAUACACAACUUCUAAUUCUGGAACCCGUGUUAAACGUGCCGUUUAGAUGUAAGGCGGCGCCGCCACUGCAGAGGAGCCAACAUGGCGGCCGACGGUGGAGCAGGACGCUGCUCCACCUGCUCUCAGUUUAAUGAUUGAUUAUUUCUAAGACUUUUCUUCUUCUACUUGUUGCUUGUUGUCAGAUCAGAUCCCAUCUGACCCAGAGUUUACUUUUAUUUCCAUAAAACAGGAAACUAAAUAAAACC
This is a messenger RNA of Cyprinodon variegatus (sheepshead minnow), 2099 nucleotides long. RefSeq names its product interferon-induced transmembrane protein 5-like (gene ifitm5). The transcript has 2 exons. The record is from RefSeq and is a predicted model, not a curated record. NCBI's taxonomy places the organism in Eukaryota, Metazoa, Chordata, Actinopteri, Cyprinodontiformes, Cyprinodontidae. Bases 72 to 500 code for a protein of 142 amino acids. Gene Ontology annotation, cellular component: plasma membrane.